UCCAAAUCCAGAUAAUUUGUUACAAUAACAUUAAUUGCUUGGCUCUACAAGGAAAUGUUCCUCUAUAUAUUUUUUCCCCUUCUUCUUCUUUUAAUAUUGGACAGGAGUAGUUAUUAUUUUUAUUAUCUGUGGUACAGAACUACAAACUCAGAUAUUGUGGAGAACUCCGUAGUUCUCUUCUAUAUAUCAAAACAAAACAAUGUUCCAUAUGAUUAACCUUUCUCCUCUUCUUCUGCUACUCCUUUUACUUAAUCAUGAUCCGAUUCAGAUGACCAAUGCAGAAUUGGGCUGCGAUUACUCCAAUGGGAAUUGGGUAUAUGAUCCAACUUACCCACUUUACAAUUCAGCCCAAUGUCCCUUCAUCGAACAUGUCUUUAACUGUCAAAGAAACGGCCGCCGGGACCGGACCUAUCUUAAAUACCGGUGGCUACCUCUCGGCCGCUGCCGCUUAACCAGAUUCAACGGGACAGAAUUUUUGCAGAAUUUUAAAGGAAAAAGCAUAAUGUUUGUGGGAGAUUCUUUAUCUCGAGAUCAAUACCAAUCUUUGUUGUGCUUGUUGUACACUUCGUCACCCGGGAUCAAAUAUAAUGAGACAAGAGUUGGCGAUAUCUCGACAGUAACUUUUUCGGAUUUUGGAGUUAAAGUGAAGCUUGAUAGAAAUGUGUAUUUGGUGGAUUUGGUACCCAAAAAAAUCGGUAGAGUGCUAAUAUUGGACUCGGUUGCUAGGAAAUCCGCAGCAUGGCUUGCAAAUGAUGUUCUCGUUUUUAAUACCUACGCUUGGUGGAACCGUAGCGGUGCUAGUCAACCGUGGGAUUUUGUUCAGGUUGGAAGGAAGAAACUAAAAGAUAUAGACCGGACGGUAGCCUUUAAGACGGCUCUGAAUACAUGGGCCAAAUGGGUGAAUUUUAAGAUCGAUCCUGCUCAAAUUAAAGUUUUUUUUCAGACGGUUUCGCCGACACAUUAUAAGUAAGUUUUAAAUUUUGUUUGCUGAAAUGAAUCUCUGGUAGUCCUAAUUUUAACCAACAGAAUAAUUUCUAAUUUCCUUCAUCAUGUAAGGCCUAAUCAAUUAGGUUCAUUAACAUGCCUUUGAUAUGUAUAAUUAGAUUAUGUGUCAAUAAAUUACUACUGGUCUUUGACAUCGUUAAUAGUAUUGAUGGCCGUGAGUAAAUCUGUUGUUUGCAUUUUGUUGUACCGAUCCUCUACGUCAAAUAACAUUAAAUGAAUAUAUUGUCUUGAUAUAUAGUACCAUCAGUUUUCCCAAUUAACUAGCAUUAUUUUCUUGGACUAUAUAUAUCUUUUUCUUUUGACAAUUUUACAUCCAAAUUAACUUUUUAUUAGAUUCCAUCCUCUUUUUCAUUUUUAAUUCUUUUUCUUUAACCAAAAAACAGUGGAGCGGAGUGGGAUUCACCUCAAGCCAAGAGCUGCAAACGGGAAACGUCGCCGGUGCUCGGCCCGGUGUAUCCGGGGCCGCCGCCACCGGCUCUAGCCAUUCAGAAGGAAAUAAUCCGCAGCAAAAUUAAUAAUACGGCGGUGAGAUUGCUGGACAUAACCCAUCUUUCCCAGUUCCGAAAGGAUGCCCAUCCGACAAUUUAUGGAGAGUUUGGAGGAUCUGGAAUGGAUUGCCUACAUUGGUGCAUCGCAGGCGUUACGGACACUUGGAAUGAAAUUUUGUUUAAUCAUCUCUUUCAAAUGCCCCUGCAAAAUUCUCUAAUGUGAUAAUAAACAUUACAAAUACACAAAGAUUAUUAAUUAGGACAUACUUGAAAUACAUUGAUCGAUACCAAAAUGUUGUCAAUGACAUAUUAUUUUGAUAAACCAAUUCAUUCAUAUAUAUCCAAAAGAGAAUUUUUAUUA
This is a messenger RNA of Oldenlandia corymbosa var. corymbosa, 1854 nucleotides long. The record is from the annotation of a GenBank genome assembly. NCBI's taxonomy places the organism in Eukaryota, Viridiplantae, Streptophyta, Magnoliopsida, Gentianales, Rubiaceae.